GCCGGGCGGGCAGCGGAGCGGAGCGGAGCGGGGUGCGAGAGCCGGGCCGGCGGGGCAUGGCGGGCGGCGGGGCGCUGAAGGCGCUGCCCGCGCUGCUGCUGCUGCUGCUGGCGGCGGGCGCGCUGGGCAAGCCCACGGCGCGGCAGGAGCGGGCCCGGCCCGGGGCCGCGCAGCACGAGGACCGGCCCGGCUUCCAGUACGACCACGAGGCCUUCCUGGGCAAGGAGGAGGCGCGGAGCUUCGACCAGCUCAGCCCGGAGGAGAGCCGAGAGCGCCUGGGGAAGAUUGUGGAUAGAAUAGAUGACGACAAAGAUGGCUAUAUCACAACAGAGGAAUUAAAAACCUGGAUUAAACGAGUACAGAAACGCUACAUCUAUGAAAAUGUGGCUAAAGUUUGGAAAGACUAUGAUCUAAACAAGGAUGAUAAAAUUGCCUGGGAAGAAUACAAACAAGCCACAUAUGGUUAUUAUCUAGAAAAUCCAGAAGAAUUCCAAGAUGCGACUGAUCAGCACAGUUUUAAAAAAAUGCUGCCCAGAGAUGAAAGACGAUUCAAAGCUGCAGAUCUGGAUGGAGACUUGGCUGCCACUCGUGAAGAGUUCACUGCUUUCCUGCACCCAGAGGAGUUUGAGCACAUGAAAAACAUUGUUGUCUUAGAAACCUUAGAAGACAUAGACAAAAACGAGGAUGGUUUUGUGGAUCAAGAUGAGUACAUUGCUGAUAUGUUUGCGAAUGAAGAGGGUGGACCAGAGCCCGACUGGGUGAUUACAGAGCGUGAGCAGUUUUCAGAUUUUCGUGAUCUCAACAAGGAUGGAAAGAUGGACAAAGAUGAGAUCCAGCACUGGAUCCUCCCCCAGGACUAUGACCAUGCACUAGCUGAAGCCAGGCACUUAGUCUACGAAUCUGAUGUAGACAAGGAUCAAAAACUAACGAAAGAGGAGGUUCUAGACAACUGGAAUAUGUUUGUUGGAAGUCAAGCUACUAAUUAUGGGGAGGACCUCACAAGAAACCAUGAUGAGUUAUGAUACAGUGUGCCAACCAGUGUGCCACACAUCUUUUCUCCACCUUACUGAAAUCACUGUGUCCAUCCCCUCCUGGAGGGAAGAUGGGCAAGGGACACUCACAACUGAAUGACUUGCGUUAAUAUUAUUUUUAACAUGCCAGCUUAUUACCUCAGAAACCACCUAGAAAUAGAUUUUUUACUCCUUUCACAUGGUUAAAUACAAUCUAUAGUUACUACAGUUUUAUUUUUGAAAAAAUUAAGAAGGUAACUUUUCUGAAUAGGUUAGAGCCUGACAUGGAAAAGGCACUUCUAAAAACAUUGCAAAAAUCUUUAAUAGCCAAGUGUUUUCUUCAAAUACCCACUUUUGCCAUAGUGAAAUGCACCUAGGAUUAGCACCCUAAUGUUUAAGCAGACUUAAGUUAUUUAGUUGUCUUUUCUACUAGCAUGUAACAGUUUAGAGGUAACCCUUUGAGCCUCCUGCCCAGAGAAGAGUUUGAUACCAGCUUUGUCUCCACACGGUUUCUGUGUGCCAGUUGGGUCAGUGCUGCUGCAGGAGUGUCCAGCAGCCCCCUGGCUCCUGCUUCAAUGUGCAAAUGCACAGGUGGCCUUGUCCCUGACCCUGGCAUUCCCAGCCAGGGAUGCAGAGUCCAGCCUGGCAGCUGCUCCUUCCACAACAGGGUAAUGUACAUCUGUUUGUGGGCCCUUGGCCUUGCUGCUUCCUGGGAGGAAUUGUGCCACAUGGAGCAUAAUUUAUCUCCUGCUUUUCACACUUUACCCCAGCCCUGCUCUUGUUCACGCAGUGUGAAUGGCAGCAGCUCUGUGAUGGAGAAGGAAUGAGACAUAUCACCCCUCUGGGCCUUCUGUCUCCUCUGCCACUACGAGGACAGAUUCUUGUGGCUGAAGUUCUGGGUUUGUGUGUAUAUACCUAUAAGUACAUGUUACUGAAGCAACUCUAAAGACAGCUCUCCUUCCAAACAAGGGGGAAGCUUUCCACAUAGGUGCUUUAUUUUUUACUGUAUAAUGUGAUUUGUUACAUGUAUAUUUUUAUAUAACCGACUUCUCUAAGUUUGGUUGUUUUUAACUGUACUGGUUUUAAAAGAAGCACAAUAAAACCAAUACUUCUUUUUGAUACUGUGAAGGUGCAAUAACACUAAUACAGGUUAGCAGAGAGAUGAUGUGAAAACACAAACCAAGCCUCUAAAGCCAGUAGUUCCCAAAGCACUGGGAUGGUCAUUUCUAAAAGCAUCUGGACAUACAACCCCAACUGUUCUUUGUCACCUCAUUAAAUAAAAAGAAAAGCCAAAAA
Motacilla alba alba is the source of this 2306-nucleotide messenger RNA. RefSeq names its product reticulocalbin 1 (gene RCN1). The record is from RefSeq and is a predicted model, not a curated record. The coding region runs from base 57 to 1022 and encodes 321 amino acids. Gene Ontology annotation, molecular function: calcium ion binding. The transcript has 6 exons. NCBI's taxonomy places the organism in Eukaryota, Metazoa, Chordata, Aves, Passeriformes, Motacillidae. Gene Ontology annotation, cellular component: endoplasmic reticulum.